This is a messenger RNA of Eutrema salsugineum, 1060 nucleotides long. Its product is annotated as succinate dehydrogenase [ubiquinone] iron-sulfur subunit 3, mitochondrial. NCBI's taxonomy places the organism in Eukaryota, Viridiplantae, Streptophyta, Magnoliopsida, Brassicales, Brassicaceae. The record is from RefSeq and is a predicted model, not a curated record. The transcript has 5 exons. Gene Ontology annotation, molecular function: electron transfer activity; 2 iron, 2 sulfur cluster binding. Gene Ontology annotation, biological process: respiratory electron transport chain; tricarboxylic acid cycle; aerobic respiration. Gene Ontology annotation, cellular component: mitochondrion. Bases 57 to 983 code for a protein of 308 amino acids.
UUUGACCAAGGCGAAUUCAAAAACGCUUUAACUGCUUUUUGAUCAAGCGAGCAAAGAUGUUGCGGUUGCUGCUGCUGCGGCGGGUAAUAUGGAAUCCAGCGGCGGAGAAAGUACGUUUGAGCAGCAGCUUAAGCGGCGACGGAGAUUUUCCGAUCCUAAAAGGUCACAAAGCGGCUCAAGACUUGUCCAAAGAUACUCUAAAGUCCCAUGAAGCAACCAAAGACAAAGAAGGCCAACACAAAGUGGUUAGAAAAGAGUUCAAGAUUUACAGAUGGAACCCUGACAAUCCAAACACUAAACCAUUUCUUCAAUCUUUCUUCGUCGAUCUUUCCACUUGUGGUCCCAUGGUUUUGGACGUUUUGCAGAAGAUAAAAGCAGAGGAAGAUGCGAGUUUGAGUUAUAGAAGAUCAUGCAGAGAAGGAAUAUGUGGAUCUUGCUCGAUGAACAUCGACGGUACUAAUACCGUCGCGUGUCUUAAACCUAUAAAUUCCGACACUUCGAAACCCACCAUAAUCACUCCCUUACCUCACAUGUACGUCAUCAAAGAUUUAGUCAUGGACCUCACUAAUUUUUACCAACAAUACAAAUCAAUCGAGCCAUGGUUAAAGACAAGGAAGCCGCCAAAAGACGGACGUGAACACCGACAAUCACCAAAGGACCGGAAGAAGCUAGACGGGUUGUACGAGUGCAUAUUGUGCGCGUGUUGUACCACAUCAUGUCCUUCUUACUGGUGGAACCCCGAGGAGUUUCCAGGACCCGCUGCUUUACUACAGGCCUACCGUUGGAUCAGCGACAGCCGUGAUGAGUUUAGACAAGAGAGGUUACAAGCGAUAACAGAGGAUGAAAAGAAAGUGUAUAGAUGCAGAGCAAUCAAGAACUGUACGGCUUGUUGUCCUAAAGGACUUGACCCAGCUAGUGCCAUCUUAAAGAUGAAGGCUAAGCAUUUGCUCUCUGAUCCGGUCGAGAGAACCGUGAGUGCCUAGCCACACCAUGGCUUGGUCCGGUUAUAUAUGUACUGUAAAAGCUUCUCUCUCCUGGCAAGGCAAUAUGAUAUUAAUGU